Molecule: messenger RNA, 2082 nt
Organism: Exophiala xenobiotica
Lineage: Eukaryota; Fungi; Ascomycota; Eurotiomycetes; Chaetothyriales; Herpotrichiellaceae
Product: ornithine aminotransferase
Exons: 4
Coding region: 305-1762 (485 amino acids)
Cellular component (GO): cytoplasm
Molecular function (GO): identical protein binding; pyridoxal phosphate binding; L-ornithine transaminase activity
Source: RefSeq, a predicted model, not a curated record
CCAAGCCUAACCAUUCAUUUUGCCCACAAUUGCGGGCCAAGGUCAGGGCACGCUUAGGCUUGCUCUUAGCGAUCAUUCACCUUCCAUUAGGGAUACAACUGCACUUAGGGGAAUAGCAAUUAGCAAACAGGCUGCCGGAGGACAACAUCACAUCACUUGAUUGUCGAAAAGCUAGAUAAAGACAGCGGAAGGCCAUCUCGACUUUCUUCGUCACAUAGAUCUCAACUUCAGUGACCAAUCAACUGCACUGCAUUUCUUAUAUCAAAGCCGCGCCCAAAGUCCCACACAACCACAUAACAACAAGAUGGCACCAUCUGCGGUUGAUGGCGAUGGCUCCAACGGUGUCACACAACUCAACGGUCACAGUACUGGCACACAAUUGAAAGCUACUGCUCCAGCAUUCCAUCCAUCCGGCACACCAGAUCGGUCAAGGUACCACGCCUCAACGUCGGAAGAAGCCAUCCAUGCCGAGCACGAAUAUGCUGCACACAACUACCACCCCUUACCUGUCGUCUUCGCCAGAGCGCUGGGCACGACGGUAUGGGAUCCCGAGGGUCGACAAUACCUCGACUUCCUCUCCGCAUACUCAGCCGUGAAUCAGGGCCAUUGCCACCCAGAAUUGGUGAAAGCCCUAGUGGAACAGGCGUCGACGCUCACACUCAGCUCGAGGGCAUUUUACAACGAUGUCUUCCCCCGGUUCGCCGAGUUCGUCACAAAGUAUUUCAAAUUCGACAUGGUUCUGCCCAUGAACACUGGUGCCGAAGCCGUCGAGACCGCCAUCAAGAUCGCCAGAAAAUGGGGUUACAAAUCUAAAGGCAUCCCCCAAGGGGAUGCCCUCGUUCUCAGUGUGGCUGAGAACUUCCACGGUCGAACUUUUUCAGCAAUCUCCAUGUCGACAGAUCCCGAGUCACGCGACAAUUAUGGCCCGUUCCUUCCCGGCGUUGGCAGCGUCAACCCAGCCACCGGCAAGACCAUUCCGUACAACGAUGUCUCUGCCGUCCGUGAAGCCUUUGAAUCCCACGGCGACAAAAUUGCAGGCUUCCUCGUGGAGCCAAUCCAGGGUGAAGCUGGCAUCGUCGUGCCCAGCGAUGACUACCUGACCGAGAUCCGUGCUCUAUGCGACAAGCAUAACGUGCUGUUGAUCUGUGAUGAGAUCCAGACCGGCAUUGCCCGCACCGGCAAGCUGCUCUGCCACGAAUGGGCCGGCAUCAAGCCUGAUAUGGUUCUGCUCGGCAAAGCCAUAUCAGGAGGCAUGUACCCUGUCUCGUGUGUGCUCGGUCGCAAGGAUGUCAUGCUCACCAUUGAACCCGGCACGCAUGGCUCGACUUACGGUGGUAACCCACUCGGCUGCGCUGUGGCCAUCCGCGCGCUCGAGGUCGUCCGUGAGGAAAAGAUGGUCGAGCGUGCCGAAAAGCUCGGGCAGAUUUUCCGUGACGGACUGAGGGAUCUGAAUUCGCCGCUCAUCACAACCAUUCGUGGCAAGGGGUUGUUGAAUGCCAUUGUCAUUGACGAGUCUAAGACGGAUGGGCAUAGUGCUUGGGACCUGUGUAUGCUGAUGAAGGAGAAGGGAUUGUUGGCCAAACCAACGCAUCAAAACAUCAUCCGUUUGGCGCCGCCGUUGGUCAUCACGGAGGAGGAGAUCAAGCGGGCUCUGACCAUCAUUGGCGAAGCUGUCGUCGAGUUGCCGCAUCUCAAGGGUCAGAAGGAGAAGGAAAUCAUUCCUGAGGGAGAGAAAAAUGUGAAGAUCACUGUGGACAACUAGAAGUCACGGGCCACACCCGAAGGAUCUUUCGCCACUGAAAUUGACAACCACCUCACGAAAAGGUCUGAACUGUAUCAAUGUUUGGCUGAGUGGCGGUAUCGUGUUCCAACCGCAAAUUACUGUUAGCGUCGACACAUGGAGGGUUGUUCUGAGGAAGAAUACAGCGGGUCAUGGAAACACCGUCGAAUUACUUCACUAAGGUAUCCUUCGGGAGCACGGGAAUAUUGCUAAUCAUACGUAUUAGUAGUAGCGGUCAUUAUCGAGCACAGUGUCUCCUCGCAAACAUGAAAUGAAGAGCAUGGUUUUAAAAAACAAAUCAA